CUGAUCGCCCCCAGUGCUAGCGCGCGAGCCUCUCCUGCAGUCCCGAAGCGAGUCUGCUGCUUAUUCGUCCAGCCUCACUCACAACACCAAACAUGGCGGAGGAAGAGGGAAUCAUCAAGGCUCUUGUGUGCGCUUAUUUGAGUGAGAAGGACAAGUCUCUCGGACAGUCGGUGGAAAAGAAGCUCAAUCCGCCAAAGUUAGCAAAAAGUUCUCCAUCAGUCACAGAAAUUGUCAAACAUUUCCUCAAAACCUCACCGAACAAACGCCGCCUGAGCUUUGAAACCCCACCAGCCAAGAAAGCCCGUAAAGAAUCUAGUUCAAGCUCAGAAGAGGAUGAAAGUCCUCCCAAGAAGGCAGCAACCCCUCUUGUUAAUGGCAAAGGACCCAAGGCUGCAGCAAAACCCAAGAAAGAGACAAGUUCUUCCGAAGAUUCCGAGUCGGAUUCAGAUGAGUCUGAUGCCCCUCCCAAGAAGAAGAUUGCUGUAGCAGCCCCAGCAGCAGCCACACCCAAGGCAGCAGCAAAGGUUCCUCCCAAGAAGGCGGCUGAGAGUAGCAGUGAAGAGAGCAGUUCUGAAGAUGAAGCCCCUGCAAAGGCACCUGCCAAAGCUGUGCCAGUCAAACCUGCAACACCUGUUAGCAAGCCUGCAGCAAAGAAGGCAGAAUCCUCCAGUUCUGAAGAGUCAAGUUCUGAUGAUGAUGAACCUGCUAAGCCAGCUGUGAAGAAACCAGCCACACCUGCACAGAAAGCAACCACUCCUGCAAAACCAGCAGUUGCAGUUAAAAAGGCAGAAUCCUCCAGUUCAGAAGAGUCCAGUUCAGAGGAUGAGGAACCUGCAAAGAAGGCUGCCACUCCUGCAAAGAAGGCUGCCACUCCUGCAAAGAAGGCUGCCACUCCUGCAAAGAAGGCUGCCACUCCUGCAAAGAAGGCUGCCACUCCUGCAAAGAAGACUGCCACUCCUGCAAAACCAGCAGUUGCAGUUAAAAAGGCAGAAUCCUCCAGUUCAGAAGAGUCUAGUUCUGAGGAUGAUGAACCUGCAAAACCAGCUGUGAAGAAACCAGCCACACCUGCUCAGAAGGCGGCCACUCCAGCCAAGAAGCCAGCUGCUGCAAAGAAAGAAUCUUCUAGUUCAGAAGAAUCCAGCUCUGAAGAUGAGGAGCCUGCUAAACCAGCUGUUAAGAAGCCAGCAACACCAGCACAGAAGGCUGCUACUCCUGCCAAGAAGCCAGUUGCUGCAAAGAAAGAAUCUUCUAGUUCAGAAGAAUCUAGCUCUGAAGAUGAGGAACCAGCUAAGCCAGUUUUAAAGAAGCCUGCUACACCUGUACAGAAGGCUGCUUCUCCUGUAAAGAAACCCGCUGCUCCUGCAAAGAAGGCAGAAUCCUCCAGUUCAGAAGAGUCUAGUUCUGAGGACGAUGAACCUGCAAAACCAGCUGUGAAGAAACCAGCCACACCUGCUCAGAAGGCGGCCCCUCCAGCCAAGAAGCCAGCUGCUGCAAAGAAGGCAGAGUCUUCCAGUUCAGAAGAAUCUAGUUCUGAGGAUGAGGAGCCAGCUAAACCAGUAGUGAAAAAGCCAGCUGCUACUGUGCAGAAGCCAGCUGCUGCUGCCAAGAAAGCAGACUCCAGUUCUGAAGAAUCAAGCUCAGAUGAAGAUGAGCCAGCCAAGCCAGCUGUGCAAAAACCAGUUGCAAAGCCAGCUGCUGCAGCCAAGAAGGCAGAAAGUAGCUCAGAAGACUCCUCAGACUCUGAUUCUGACGAAAAACCUGCCAAGCCUGUAAUCAAGCCUGCUGCCCCUGCUAAGAAGGAAAUGUCCAGCUCAGAAGACAGCUCAGAUGAUGACAAACCUGCCAAGCCAGCAGCCAAGCCAGCAGCUGCAACCACAAAAGCUGCAAAGGAGUCUAGCUCUGAGGAGUCCACCAGCGAGGAGGAGGAGGAGGAGACUCCAGUUGUGAAGACUCCAGCACCCAAGAUGACCAAUGGUGCAGUAGAGAAUUCUCAUAACACUUCCUGGAAUGGGUCUCUGAAUUCAUCACUCAAUACCUCGGGUGGCAAAGUUAAAAAAGAGCCUUUCAGGAGGGUGCGAGCAGAGGAAAUCGAAAUCAACCCAAAGUUUAACAACUCCUUUGAAGCCAAGCAAGGUGCAAGAGGAUGUUGGGGUGAAGGUGCCUACAGAACCCUCAAGGACACUCGAGGAAAAAGUUUCCGUCAUGAAAAGAACAAGAAAAAGAAAGGAUCUUACCGAGGAGGCAUGUUGGACACGGCCGUCAACUCGAUCAAAUUUGACUCGGACUGAUAGAACAGUUUCCCAUAUGAAGCACCUCCCUCCCCCCCACCUUCAGGCAAAUCUUUAUCCAUGGGCUGCCCAGAGUGAUGGAUAACUGUAGAGAAAGGCCAAGGGCAGAGAUGCAGCCACACAACACUCUGCCAGUGGUUUCACAUGAAUGUGUUUGUGUGUGAAAGAUCAUGUGAUAUAUAUAUAUAUUUACAAAGCAGAUACAUUACUGUGUGGGAGUUGUUUAUUUGUUGAAUUUUAAGAAGAGUACAUAAAGUGGCGAACUCCAAAGUGAUGAGGAAGUGUUGUUCUGAUAGUGACACAUUCUUGUGUGUUCGAAUCCAUAAUUUAGCUACAGGUCUUUGCAUUUGUGGAAGUGCAGUGAGCCCAAGCAAGGUCUCAGUGUGAACAAUUUCCUUGGUUUGUGAACCUGUAACAGGAGAAAGUCCAGUCUGGGAGGUCGUUUAGGGCUAUAAAUUGUCAGAUAGGAGAACGAAAAAAAAUGUAUUUUUUUAGAAGUUAUUGCUAUAAUACAAAAAAAUAAAAUUUUGUUCUAUGUACUGCAGCCAUAGAUAUUGUUAGGGUUAUACGUACUUGUACAUUUCCACUUUUGACUGAAAAGAAAAUGGUGAUUAUAACCCCAACAUUUGAUUUGGUGCAAAUAGGAAGAGAAAUCUGUUCCUCUUAAGUAUUUACAUAAUAGUUUGUGUAAAUAGAUGAGAUAACAGUUUUGGUUGUACCAUUAAUGAAAGUAUUUGAAAUUUGUGUUUGGUACAAAGUUUGUGGAUGUUGUUUUUCUUUUUUCUUUUUUCUUUAUUUUUCUUUUCCUACUUUUUAAACAGUUCUUUUGAUAUUUUGGCUCCUUGAUUUAUAAAGUUACCUUGUUAAGUUUAUGGCUCAAAGAUAUAUUGUUUUCUUGUCUAAACUGUUCAGCGGUUUGGGAAAAAAUUGUGCUUACCUCCUAUCUCAGUAUUUAAUAUGUUCCAGAAACAAUUGUAACUACACAAGUAGUUAUGUCAAUGACUGUUUAAAAACAUAGAUUAAAUGUUUAUACGUA
Messenger RNA from Penaeus chinensis, 3324 nucleotides. Its product is annotated as nucleolar protein dao-5-like. The coding region runs from base 93 to 2288 and encodes 731 amino acids. The record is from RefSeq and is a predicted model, not a curated record. Gene Ontology annotation, cellular component: nucleoplasm; nucleolus. Lineage: Eukaryota; Metazoa; Arthropoda; Malacostraca; Decapoda; Penaeidae. The transcript is spliced from 9 exons.